This is a messenger RNA of Botrytis fragariae, 1638 nucleotides long. Its product is annotated as putative major facilitator superfamily transporter protein. Bases 1 to 1638 code for a protein of 545 amino acids. Gene Ontology annotation, biological process: transmembrane transport. The transcript is spliced from 3 exons. Lineage: Eukaryota; Fungi; Ascomycota; Leotiomycetes; Helotiales; Sclerotiniaceae. The record is from RefSeq and is a predicted model, not a curated record. Gene Ontology annotation, molecular function: transmembrane transporter activity.
AUGCCCCGAGGAAUUCGGAAUUCUCGACAGGAUCCCGAUAAAUUUCCUACCACUCAACUUUUUCUUCUUGCAAUUGUCCGUCUCGCGGAACCUAUUGCCCUCACCUCUAUCUUCCCCUACGCGUGGGCACUCGUAAAGAAAUUCAAAGUCGGCAACGAAGAUGAUGCUUCCUUCUAUGCGGGCCUUCUCAUCUCAGCCUUUGCGCUGGCAGAAUCUUUGACGGGCAUGUACUGGGGAGGAUUAUCUGAUAGAAUCGGACGAAAGCCAGUAUUGCUGGCAGGAUGUUGCGGAACGAUGUUGAGUAUGAUUAUGGUUGGAUUUGCGUCGAACAUUUGGGUUGCGCUCCUCGGCAGAGCUCUUGGAGGCUUCUUGAAUGGAAAUAUAGGCGUCAUUCAGACCAUGGUUGGUGAAAUGGUCACCAAGAAAGAACACGAGCCUCGAGCAUACUCAGUCAUGCCAUUUGUUUGGAGUAUAGGUACUAUUAUCGGUCCUGCGAUCGGUGGCACAUUCGCAGAUCCUACAUCGACCUUUCCAAACAUUUUCUCACCGGAUGGUAUUUUCAACACAUUCCCAUAUUUGCUUCCAAAUUUGAUGUGUGCUGGUCUACUAUUCGUCAGUAUUCUAGCGGGGUACUUCCUCCUCCAAGAGACACAUCCGGAUAUGCAACCCCGGGUUUCUCUACCAGAUGAUACAUACCAUUCCGAAGAAACCCCAUUGAUGGCCACUGCUGAUGCCAUUAAAACACCCGCAGUCGACUUGCGCGCCGAAACCUAUGGGACUUUCGAGGGCAGUGAUGAUAGUGAGUGGCGAAAUACGCCCACUAAAUCUAUCUCUCCCCAGAUUUUCAACAAAAAUGUGGUGGCUUUGAUUAUCGCAUUGGGAAUAUUCACAUAUCAUUCCAUGACAUAUGAUCAUUUACUUCCCAUUUUUCUCGAAGAUACAAAGGGUCCAAGGGAAAGCAUGUCCAUCAUGACUGGCGAAUUUAUGAUGCCUGGAGGUCUUGGUUUAUCUGUCCAACAAGUUGGUGUAAUCAUGUCCAUAAAUGGCAUUAUUGCAUUAUUUGUUCAAGCGGUCAUAUUUCCAUGGGCUGCAGAAUUUCUUGGCACUUAUAAGCUCUUCAUUGUAGUCAGCGUACUACAUCCAAUUGCGUAUCUUAUGGUACCUAUCCUCGUCUACCUUCCCGCUUCAUAUCUCUAUGCUGGUCUUUACACGACUCUAUUCGUCCGCAAUCUCCUUUCAAUACUAGUAUACCCCGUUCUUCUCAUCCUCAUCAAAGAAGCUACGCCCUCUCCAAACGUUCUCGGAAAAGUCAAUGGCCUUGCAGCAUCGGCAGGUGCAGCUUGUAGGACUGUAGCUCCACCUGUUGCGGGAUACCUGUAUGCACUCGGUAGCAAGACAAAUUUCACAGCGCUCGCUUGGCUUGGAAGUGCGCUUGUGGCAGUGGUGGGAGCGGCUCAGUGUUUUAUGGUCAAGAGAACGAGAAGGGAUGAGGGGGUUGAGGAAGAGAGAGAUGAAUGGAUUGGUGUAAGGAGAAGAGAUAGUAAAAGCAAGAUGGUUUCUGCAAUUACGGUAAUUGAGGUUGAUUCGACUUUCUCAUCGGAGAAUAAUUCGGAUUCGGAGUCGGUACGGGAUGAGUAG